Anolis sagrei ordinatus is the source of this 5615-nucleotide messenger RNA. The record is from RefSeq and is a predicted model, not a curated record. Lineage: Eukaryota; Metazoa; Chordata; Lepidosauria; Squamata; Anolidae.
GAUAUUCUGUUUUCAGAUUUAACACUCGGCACUCAGCACUGAUUCAGACAGACCAGUGAGGUCAGCAGGAAGUUAAGCUCCUCUCAGUCUGCAACUCCUUGAGAUUUUUCUCAUGCUGCAUUUCAGAGUGCACUUUCUUAACUGAAUAAAAAUGACGAGAAAGUGUUUAUUGCUGUCAAUAGUCCUGGUGUGUUGCAGCAUCUAUGCUGGCAGUGUGUUACAAUCCACACUGGUGUUGGAUAUGGCCACGCUUCUGUUGGAUAAUUACUGCUUUCCUGAAAACCUGGUGGGAAUGCAAGAAGCCAUUGAACAAGCCAUCAAGAAUGGAGAGAUCUUGGACAUCUCCGAUCCGAAGCUUUUAGCAACUGUUCUGACAGCUGGAGUGCAAGGAGCCCUGAAUGACCCACGGCUGGUGAUCUCUUAUGAACCCACAGCUUCCGCUGCUCCCAAGGAAAGAAUUGAGACUUCUCUAACAUCAGAGCAACUCUUAAGUCUUAUCCAACAUACAGUGAAGUAUGAAGUGCUGGAUGACAAUGUGGGUUACCUAAGGAUUGACUACAUAAUGGGCCAGGAAAUUGUGCAGAAGAUUGGUUCUUUCCUAGUAGAAAAGGUAUGGAAGAGCUUAUUGGGGACAUCUGCUCUAAUAUUAGAUCUGCGUUACACUACUGGAGGUCAUGUUUCAGGCAUUCCUUUCAUUAUUUCUUAUUUGUACAAUGGGGACAAGGUGCUGCAUGUGGAUACUGUUUACAAUCGGCCUUCUAAUACUACUGUGGAAAUCUUGACUUUGCCAAAAGUCCUGGGUGUGAGGUACAGCAAAGACAAGGACGUAAUUUUGCUGAUAAGCAAACACACUAUUGGUGUGGCUGAAGAUGUGGCCUACAUCCUCAAACAAAUGCAUAGGGCAAUAAUAGUGGGAGAAAAAUCAGCAGGAGGCUCCUUGGAUACCCAGAAAAUGCAGAUUGGCAGUUCCCAAUUUUAUAUGACAGUACCUCUAUCAUGUUCUGUGAGCCCCUUAAGUGGCAGUGGGCAAAGCUGGGAAAUCAGUGGGGUAAUGCCAUGUGUAGUCAUCCCAGCAGAACAAGCUCUGGAUAAAGCUCUGGCCAUUCUAUCGCUACGCAAAGCUAUUCCUAGCAGUAUGAGCUAUUUGAUGGGUGUUAUAAAGAACAAUUACUCCAUGUUAGAACAAGUCCCCGUAUUGCUGCAACACCUCUCCACUUUUGACUCUUCUUCUGUCUUAUCAGUAAAGGACCUGGCCUCCAAACUCAAUGCUGAACUACAGACCAUAUCUGAAGACCCACGUCUCUUAAUACGAGUCCCUGCCUCAGAUGAAGUUGUAAGUGCACAAACUGAUGCACAGGUUGCAAUGGCAACUGAUUUGCCUAACAAUGAACAGCUCAUGAAAGCCCUAGUAAUGACUGUAUUCAAGGUGUCUGUACUACCAGGCAACGUGGGUUACAUGCGCUUUGAUGAGUUUGCUGAUGCUACAGUACUGGUAAAGUUAGGACCAUACCUCCUGCAGCACGUCUGGGAGCCACUGCAAGCAACUGAUAAUUUGAUCAUAGAUCUGCGCUACAACAUUGGUGGCCCGUCAUCAACUGCUGUGCCAAUCUUGCUGUCCUACUUCCAAGAGCCCUCUGCUGGCCCUGUGCACUUUUUUACCACCUACAACAGGCACACAAACCAGACCCAGGUUUAUAGCAGUAACGCUGAAAUGUUAGGCAAGCCCUAUGGGGCACGGCGUGGUGUCUACUUACUCACAAGCCACAACACAGCGACAGCAGCCGAAGAAUUUGCAUACCUUAUGCAGUCCCUUGGCCGUGCCACCCUGGUUGGUGAGAUUACUGCUGGUAGCUUAACACACACACACACGUUCUGCAUUUUAGAAUUAGGAGGGGGUUGUGGCCUCCUUAUUAAUGUGCCUGUCAUUACUCUCAUUGACAACAAUGGGGAGACCUGGCUUGGAGGUGGGGUGGUACCUGAUUCAAUUGUACUAGCCGAUGAGGCUCUAGAGAAGGCAAGAGAAGUGCUGGAGUUCCAUAAGGGCAUGGGGUCACUUAUUGAAAGAGUUGGACAAUUGCUUGAAGCUCACUAUGCUAUCCCUGAAAUGGCUAGACGGGUCAGUAGCGCGCUGAAUUCCAAACUGGCCCAAGGUGGGUAUCGUACAGCCGUGGAUUUUGAGACACUUGCCUCUCAGCUGACGAAUGACCUUCAGGAAACCUCUGGGGAUCACCAGCUGCAUGUCUUUCACAGUCAUGUUGAGCCUUCUUUAGAGGAACAGUCCCCUUACAAGACACUCACUCCCGAGGAGCUGAAUUUUAUAAUUGAAGCUCUCUUCAAGGUGGAUGUGUUACCAGGCAAUGUGGGAUAUUUACGCUUUGACAUGAUGGCCGAGGCAGAGUCUGUGAAGACCAUUGAACCACAAAUACUUAACAUGGUUUGGGAAAAACUAGUCGAAACUCAAGCUAUGAUUGUUGACAUGCGCUACAAUACUGGCAGUUACUCUACUGCCGUGCCCAUCUUUUGCUCCUAUUUUUUUGAUGCUGAACCUCAACAGCACCUUUACACAAUCAUUGACCGUAGCACCUCUCAGAGUACUGAAGUGUGGACUUCAUCCCAAGUAUCUGGCAAACGUUAUGGCUCAACUAAAGAUCUUUAUAUUCUAAUCAGCCAUGCUAGUGGGUCAGCUGCUGAAGCCUUUACUCGCUCUUUGAAGGACCUGCAUCGCGCCACAGUAAUUGGGGAACCUACUGUGGGUGGCUCACUCUCUGCAAAUAUUUACAACAUGGGCAGCACUCCAUUGUAUACUUCCAUUCCCAGCCAGAUUGUUCUUAGUCCAGUCUCUGGAAAAGUGUGGAGCUUGUCUGGGGUACAGCCACAUGUGACUACCCAGGCUAAUGAAGCCCUGGCCUCAGCCCAGAACAUUAUUCUCUUUCGCACCAAAAUACCUAGUGUCUUAAACGCAGUUGGAAAACUGGUGGCUGACAACUAUGCCUUUGCUGAUAUUGGGGCUACAGUGGCAGCCAAAUUUGCUGACUACGCCAACAAAGAGACUUACCGAAAGAUCAACAGCGAAAUUGAACUUUCUGGGAAAAUAGCGGCAGAUCUAAAAGCUCUUUCUGGAGAUAGGCAUCUGAUGAUAGCCCAUAUUCCUGAACAUUCAAAGGGUCGAAUCCCAGGAAUUGUGCCCAUGCAGGUCCCUUCACCAGAAAUGUUAGAAGAACUCAUUAAGUUUUCUUUGCAAACCAAGGUGUUUGAAAAUAAUAUUGGCUACCUGCGAUUUGACAUGUUUGGAUACUGUGACCUUUUGUCCCAAGUCUCUGAGUUGCUAGUAGAACAUGUGUGGAAUAAAAUUGUCAACACUGAUGCAUUAAUCAUAGAUAUGAGGGCUUUCCUGUGUACAAGAUAUGGCUUCAAUAAAGGCUUGGUAAUCCUCACCAGCUCUGUGACUUCUGGUGCUGCUGAAGAAUUUGUAUACAUCAUGAAGAGACUGGGUAGAGCCUUCGUCAUUGGACAGAAGACCAGUGGGGGUUGCCACCCACCUCAGACAUUUCAUGUGGAUGGCACUAACCUCUAUAUCACAACCCCUGUGUCGAGAUCUGUCUUUUCUGUUAAUGACAGCUGGGAAGGUGUGGGAGUGAGUCCUCACAUGGAAGUUUCCACUGAGGUGGCACUCAUCAAAGCAAAAGAAAUGCUCAAUGCACAUCUUCACUAGUUUGGGGUAAGAAAGGAAAAAUAUUCAUGGAAGUAAUGAGUACAAAACAGGAAUUAAGAAAGAAAUAUAUCAAAUAAAUACCCCUUUAUUUUCAUUAGGAAGUGAGCUCCCCAUCCCUUUGAAAAUCUACAGCAAGAGUUUUUAUGGAGCACCUCUAAAGGUAGAAAACACGGAAAACAAAAAGGAUCAUGAUCCACUCCAUAAAUUGUAGCUUUUCUUUCAUAGUCCCGAACCCCCAAACCCUUCACUCCUAUGCAUGAUGAUGAUCUUUAUUUCUAUCCUAACUUUUCCCCAUAGGGAUUCAAAGCAGCUGACAAUAACAUGACAAAACCUAGUAAAAAUUUAAGACAAGGCAUAUGCAUUAAAAAAACAAAAACAAUUCAUGUAGAAUUAGUGAGAAAUCAUUGAAGACAGUUGCGUGAAGACUUCAAGUUACUUAUAUAAUUUUCUAUUUAUCUGUUAACAUUUUCUGUAGUGAUGCAAAUAUCUUGACCAAAUCGAUGUAGCAUAUAGCCACCUAUAUCUCGCCUUGCUAAUAUAUGCCCCUGAUUCUUUCCUGAUUUAUGUAUUUUCCUAUGUAUAUAAUUAAAAUGCUAUUCUUUUGCAUCCCAAAAAGUUCUGUAACAAACUAGAUGGAAAAGUCCAUACUAAAUAGUAAUGUCUGAGAAACUCAGGAACAUAAUUGUUAAUCAUUAUAACUGGGUAGCUGAUACAUAUUGUAAUACAUUGAAUUACAGAAAAUAAGUUUGGAUAGAUACAGUAGCCACUGGGGUUAUACACAGCAAAUGUAAAUUGCGGGACAUUAGGGAGCAUGGCAGGACCUAAGGACAGAACAUUGCAAAUAUUCUUAUGUCUUUGAAAACAUUCUGACCUACCAACUGAAACAGUGCUAUGCAAAGAUACCCACACACAAAGAACAUCAAUCUCUUCAUUUCCGGUAUUAGAGAAAAUCCUGGAAUCAUUGUUGGACAGAACCAUAAAGGCCAUACAGUCCAACAUCCUGCCAUGAAGGUAUACACAAUUAUCCAGUUUUGAGAGAUUGACAUCCCAUGUCUGUUUAAAGACCUCCAAAGAUCCAUCACCCUCUGAGACAAUUUAUUCUACAACUGAAUUCUUACCAUCAAAAUAUUACCAUUAAAAGGUUCUCCCUAAUGUUUAGGGUGGAAUAUUAUUUCUUGUAUAGGCAAUCCCCAGUUAUGAACAAGAUAAGUUCUGUAGGUUUGUUCUUAAGUUGAAUUUAUGUGUAAGUCAGAAACAGUACUUUUUAAAGUGUAACUCCAGCCUUGAACAGCUUUGAACAGCCUUGGGAAAGGUGAACACCCCUGUGGUGUUUGUUUUGUUGUUUGUUCCCCAAUUCAGAAGAUUUCACUUCACUUUCUGUCCCUGUAAUAAUUCGAUUUUGAAAAAAUUGGCUUGUUUUGGAGACAAGGAUUGGUGAGAAAGCUUCAGUUGAGACACCUUUUCCCCAUGAUAACUCUUUCAAAAGUAAAUUUCCCUUCCAAGGGGCAGAUUUCUCUCACUUUCUGUUGUCUCACCCCCAUUCUUAACUAUAAAUUGUUUGUAAGUUCAAUGUUUGUAAUUCAGAGACUGCCUGUAUAUGGUUUGUCUUCUAAUCUCUGGAACAGCCGUGAACAAGCUCACUUUCUAUGUGACAUCCCUUUAGGGACCACAAUACUUUUUAGAGACCUAUGUAAAUAUGUGACUAGAAUAGGUUGUAAACUUAUUCAUGAUUGAAACAAAAAGCACCAACAUCUAUAAAAAUUAUUUUCAGACACAGAAGUAAAAAGAUACAAUACUGGAAAACAGCAAAAUGAAUGUUGUGUUAAAUAAUAAACAUAAUUUGGCAUAUAUAUGUGGGAAACCUAUUGAGACUGACAAAUAAAAACAGAUAAAUGUCAAAUCA